This is a messenger RNA of Dovyalis caffra, 195 nucleotides long. The record is from the annotation of a GenBank genome assembly. NCBI's taxonomy places the organism in Eukaryota, Viridiplantae, Streptophyta, Magnoliopsida, Malpighiales, Salicaceae.
AUGACAAACCCAAAGCAACACAUAGAUCGCCUUCUCGGACUCUUGAUAUUUAAAAAGCUAAAGGAUGGAAUCUAUAAGGGAGUGAGAACCAACAAAUCCUUAAUCAAAACUGGCCAAACUUUUGAGAAAUGGAAGUGUGAUACCAAUCAAUCUUUCCGAGUAAGAAGAACUCAAGUUGAAUUGAAGAAUCGGUAG